UGCAUUGGUUGCUUGCAAGCACAACACAACACACACGACACCCCUCACACCCACUGAACCGCACCCCAUCCAACCAACCCACCGCCUCCUCCCAUUUCGACAAGCAAGCAAGCAAGCAAGGCUUUGUGUCAGUCACAUCAACAACACAACAUCAUACACGACUGCACUCCUCGCCCAUCUGCUUUCCUUUCCUUAGAUUGUGUGCGUGAGCCCCUGCUUGCUUGUGUCUUUGUUCCUGUUCUUGCUUUCUGUUCUUUCUGUUCAAAACCACACACACACACACACACGUUCGUCGAUCGUCAUGGUCGGAAGGCAACGCAGCGUCGUUGUGGCAGCCACCGCUGCUGUGGCUGUGCUUGUUGUUGUGGCGUCCGUCCUCGGCUGCGGCGUGCACGCGCAGCAACUCAUGCAUCCAUGCACGGAACCAGCGUGCACGGAUGACCCAGCUUCCACCUGUGAUGAAGCGUACCAGGGCGCCCUCAGCAGCAUCGAAACAACGCAGGCCUCCAUCGAACAGCCCGCGCAGCACCUGCUCAGCCUGUCUGGCGGAACCACGGAUGCAAGCGCGUUCCAAAGCCAGGCAUCCCAGGUCAGCGCAGAGGCAAGCACCCUCCAGUCACAGACAUCCACCACCCUGGGCGCCCUUGACGCGGACGCCCUCGCAGCCUCCACGCAAGCCGCAGUCUCCACCCACACAGACGUCUCUGUUGCCGCUGCGUCCCUGGAGGCCGCAGCAUCAGAGCUCUCCACCACCGUCUCCUCAACCAGUUCCCAGCUCACGGGUCUCAACACCCUCUUCUCCUCCACCUCUGCCGACGUCAGCGCCAACACGGCCGGCCUCUGCCCGACCAACCUGCCGCCAGCAGACAACUACCACUUCUCCGGCGACAUUGACGCCGCUGCCGGCGGGUACGGCUCCUUCCAGAUGGAAACCGGCGCUCUCCAGAACGACAUGCUCAUCACCUUUCAGGUGCAAGAGGGAGACACGCUGGGUAUCAUGCUGGCCACAAGCUCCAGCGUCGCGCCCACAACCCCGCCCCAGGACGGCUUCGUGCUCGCCGCGACCGAUGACCAAGUCCUCUUCCGCCUCACAUGUGACGGCACAACAACGGAGGUCGCCACGGCUUUUCAGGCAAACGCCUCCGUCCUGCACACCAUCCACGUGGUGCGCGAUGAGGCGGGCAUCCUGCUCCGCAUCGAUGGUACUGCAACGUCCACCGCCGUGCCCAGCUGCCGCCUCAAUGUCCCGGGCAUCGUGCAUGUGGGCACCCCGAGCCCCAUUGUGAUCCGCGGGCAGCCCCUCCCAUCUGCCAGCGCAUGCAUCCGCACCAUCAGCAUUGACGGCGUGCUCAUCGUGCAGAAGGGCCGCGCCUCCACCUCCUCCACCUCGGACGCCGAGUGCAGCCGCACAAUCUCGGACGUGUUUGUGCUCCUGGACACGUCAACCUCGCUGCCCACCAACUCGCCCUCCACCCUGCGCUCGUUUCUGGCCAAGUCCAUCAGCCCGCUCCUCUCCUCCACUGCGCUCAACGCGCGCGUGGCCCUGGCCCAGUUUGCGGGCCCAGGCAGCUUCAGCCUCAUCAGCCCGUUCACUGCCGACAACGCCACCCUCUUUGCCAACUUUGACGCCAACUACCAGCAGCAGGCGGGCCUCUCCUACAUUGGCACCGCGCUGCGCCGCACGGCGGAGGAGUUUAGCAUGAACUCGCAGGGCUCCAACCGCCUCCUCCUCGUCCUGACAGACGGCCGCACCACCGCCGACGACGUCGUCAACGUGCCCGUGGGCAUCGAGGCGCUGCAGCAGCUUGGCGUCGUCACCAUCGCCCUGGGCAUCGGCUCCAGCAUCAACAUGCCCACGCUGCUCGACAUCGCAGGCGGCAUUGAGGCAAACGUGCAGAUUGUCGGCGACGAGGCCGGCCUGGUGAACGUCAACCGCGACUUCAUCGAGGACAUUUGCGUCACCACCAUCCCGCGCCUGGCACUGUUUGAGCAGGUGGCCAUCAACAACUGCACCCAGCUCGGCUGCGCAGACUACGUGGCGCACUCUGCGCUGCUGCCGGACGUGCAGACGUUUGUUGUGGCCGAGAAUGAGCGCGUGAAGGCUGCGCUGCUUGACGAGGCCCGCGCUGCGAGUGAUCGCAUCUCGUCCAUUGGUGACUGGCUCACGGCCGCCGUGUCGCGUGCACAGUCUGCAUCGGCGCGCAUCGACGCGUACUCGGCCUACAUCGCCUCCAUGGACUACAGCGACGCCGUGGACGCGGUGUCCUCGCAAAUUUCGCGCCACAGCGCGGAGACGGAUGCGCUGUCCACCCUGGCCUCCGCUUUGGAGGCCACCGCCACCCAGGAGGCUUCCGCUGCAGAAACAGCGGCAGAUAUGAUGGACACGACGCUGUCCCGCCUGCGCGAGGCGCUCACGGGCUUGACCGGCAUUGACAUUGACGCAAGCCUGCUCUUGACGCAAGUUCUGGCCAAGCAGUCGGAGGCAACAGCCGCCGUGAACAGCGCCAACUCUCAGCUCUCGCUCGCCUCUUCCCUGCAGCAAACGGUGGUCUCGCUUGAUGGCCAGCUGUCUGUGAUGAACGAGGAGCUUGCCUCUCAGCUGGUGACCCAGCACAGCUCGCUCGAGGCCGCCGUGUCUGCAGCCCUGGAAUACAGCCUCCCCGUGAGUGUGGGCGAGUUUCGGAGGCGCGUGUCCCAGCUGCGCGAGUGCCUCACCACCAAGGUGGACCUGCGCCAGGAACUGAGCUUGGAGGCGAACGAGUUGGUGGCAGAGCACUCGCAACAGGUGCGGGUUGCAAACUCGCUUGAGGCCGCCGUUUCCGCGGACACGUCGUUGUAUUCGCAGCUGUCGUCUGAGCUGGACAGCGUGCAGAGCGGGCUGUCGAGUGAGGCAGAUGCGGCUGCUUCCAUCGAGGGACGCUUGGCCGAGGAAACCUCUGGCGUCCAAGUCAUGUCCACCACCACAUCCGAGCUGACGUCCCGGCAGGCAGCGGUGACAGCACGCCACGCCGAUGCAGCGGAGCUAACAUCGCAGCUUGAACUCGAUAUUGCCAGCACACAGUCCGUUGCGUCCUCCGCCUCAGAUGUAACGGAUGCGGCAGUUGAAUGCUACGACGCAGCGAGCACGAUCAUCAGCAACACGCAGGCAACGGGGUCCAACCUUCGCCAGGCACUGAAUGCCGUGAACAGCGAAGCGGCAUCCGCCUCCAUCGAGCUUGCAGGCACGCUGUCCUCGCAACUGGAUGCCCUUGCGAGCAACACGGCAGAGCAGCUUGCCCUUGCUUCACAGCACGAGUUCCAGGCCACGUCCCUUAUGACCAGAGAGCAGCAGGCGCGUGGAGCAGCUGAUGCUCUAUCCACCCUUGCCGACACCAUCGCGCCAGAGUGCUUUGAGGACCUUUAAUCAGUGCGUGUUUGUGUGUGUGUGUGUGUUUGUGUGUGUGUGUGUGUGUGUUUGUGUUGUGUGUGCGUGUGUGUGGGUGGGUGUCUGCCUGCGUCUUUGUGUGUUGUUUAUGCUUGUGUGCGUGUUGAAUUCUCCUCAAUGUGUCGUACUCCUGCACGUGUUGUUGUAAUGUAACCUCUCUGUUUCGUGUGCUUGUGUAUGAUAUUUGAAGCCUCCUCUUCUUCACGUGUCAUUUUUUGCUUUUCUUUCGUCUUUUGCCGUUCAUCAACACUCGUGGCUGGUUGCUGUUUGUAUUCUGUGGUGGAGAGUGGGUGUUGCGUGGGUGUGAGUGUCAGUGCAUCUUCUUUCCGUUGUCCAUGAGCCAUACAGACUCGUAUGUGC
This is a messenger RNA of Salpingoeca rosetta, 3784 nucleotides long. RefSeq lists its product as uncharacterized. NCBI's taxonomy places the organism in Eukaryota, Choanoflagellata, Craspedida, Salpingoecidae. The transcript has 2 exons. Bases 302 to 3403 code for a protein of 1033 amino acids. The record is from RefSeq and is a predicted model, not a curated record.